AAAGAAACUAGUGUGCCCCUGAUAAGCAACUUCUCCACUUGGCCAAAUUUGUAUUGUAAAGCUUUUUAAACCAGGAAAACAAAUACCUUGCUUGGACUCGCUGCCGUCGCCGUCGCCAACUAUAAACCACCCCAACCCAACCCUACCGUUUCGCCGGCGAAACCGGGGCUGGCGGCGUCGGGGACCAUGGGGGAGUACGCGGCGGUGAAGACCUCGGUGUGGUGGGACAUCGAGAACUGCCAUGUCCCCCGCUCGUGCGAGGCCCACCUCAUCGCCCAGAACAUGAGCUCGGCCCUCGCCGCCGCCGGCUACACCGGCCCCAUCACCAUCUCCGCCUACGGAGACACCAACUGCGUUCCCAACCACGUCCAGCACGCUCUCUCGAGCACCGGCAUCGCGCUCAACCACGUCCCCGCAGGUAUCAAAGAUGCAAGCGAUAAGAAGAUCUUAGUUGACAUGUUAAUCUGGGCUAUUGACAACCCUCCACCGGCAAAUUAUUUGCUAAUAUCUGGUGAUCGGGACUUCUCGAAUGCCCUUCAUAAGCUAGUGAUGAGACGGUACAAUAUUCUACUAGCACAACCUCCAAAUGUGUCUCAAGUGCUUACUGCUGCAGCAAAACAUGUUUGGCUAUGGAAAGACCUUGUGGCUGGGGAACCACCAUUGGCAGAGUCCCCAUACAUAAGUAGUAUAGCAAAUGGCAGUGUGGAUCAUUCGAAUACAUCGAACAACAUGGGUUCAGAUUCUUCAGACGCACCCCAUAACAGUACUCAAGGGCAGAAUAGCAUUCCGGGUGAUCAGCAAAAAGGUGGUAACAGCAAGGCAGAUAAACAAUAUAAAGUUAAGCAACCUCGGAAAAACCAGUCAGACAAUGUAUCUAAGCCAACAAGGACCGAUGAAGCUUCAGUUGAUGGAGUAUCUGAUAGUUCUAAAGGAAGCACUGCUACCGAGCCAAAUCAAUCCCAGUCUUCAUCAUCCUCAUUACCAAGUUCUGAUUUGCAUGAUGGGGGUGGAGCACAGGUGGAUGAGCUGAAUACACAAAAAAACCAGCCAUCUUCCCAGUCCAAAAAGCCGAAAAAAUCUACUCUUUCCCAUCAAAAGAGUGCUCCUCACGACUUUUACCAUGGUAAGAAGCCUGGUGUGUCAGUUGAGUCUUCAUCUAAAAAUGGUGCUCCCGAUGUGACUAGCAAUGGUCGUCCAAAGUAUCAGAAACCCCAAUCCUCUCAUCAACCAAGACAGCAGAACCCAGUGAACCAUCGUCCUCAUGGUGGAUCUGGCAAUUUUCAAUCAUCAAACUCACAUAGAAGCAACUCAUGUCCAGCACCAGCUGGGCAUAAUGGUAUUCCUACUGCACCGUUGCAAUUCUGGCCAAGCGGGCCACCUUAUCAUGGACCACCAAUCAAUUAUCCUGAUAUGAGUCGGUUGAAUAUUUCUGAAUAUCCUAGGGGUAUUCAUAAUAACCAAGGUUUGCAUGCCAACUACCAUCCAAACCAUCCUGGUUACAAUGAUUAUAGCUACAGACCUCCAACUCAACCUAACAUGCCUAGCAACAUGCAAAAUAUUGGACACUGGGGAGCCAACCCGGGAUGUUCACAGCCAUCUUCGGACCCUCAAGGUCUUGUAAGAUAUAUCUUAGGUGCUUUGGAAGUUUUGAAGACUGAGAAGAUUCCUCCAACAGAGCAAUAUAUAGCAGAUUGUAUAUGGUAUGGACAUGGUGAUGCUAAUAUGCCAAAUUUUGAUGUUAAGAAGGCACUUCAAGUUGCCAUGCAGCAUCAAGCUGUUGUCAAGAAAAAGUUAGGGAAAAUGUCAUUCUUUCUGGGAAAAGAUGAAAAUCUCUGGAAAUGUGUUAAUAUAAUGGAUGAUAACGCAAAAUACCCAAAAGAAACUCUAGAUGCUGUUCAUGCUUUCAUGUCUUCUGCUCCAGGCUAUUCUGAGAUAAAGAGUUCUCAAUCUAGGUUGGCAGCCGUUGUCGUUUAACAUAAUAGUGGCUGAUGCUACUACUGCCACUGGUGGAAAGGCUUAGCAUCGGUACAUUAUCUGCUUGUACCAAUUGAACAUGUUGAGGUUCUGGUCGUUGGUGCAAGCUGCGUCCGCAAAAGCUAAGUUCUGUUGAGGUUUCCUAGCACAAUGCUCUGCAUUUUGCCAAGUUUGGGGUUAAGUUGUUUUACACACAGUAUAUGUUAGCUGGAGUGAAACAGUAAGUAGCCUUAGACUGCUAAAUUUUAGUGGGAGUCAAUCUGUCAACUAUUGGGCAUGUUGAAAGAACUCUGGGCAGCCCUGGCUGUGGCUACUCCUAUGGGUGAUAAUUGUGGUGGUAAGAUGCUUAUGCAAUCAAGCAUAAAGCGGUUCAGAGGGACUAUCGUCUUUUGUUCAGGCAGUAUACCGAUGCCUGAUGCUGGUGGUUAUGAUCUGCCCUCAUUGUACCAAGAUGGCUUCAAAGGCGUCCAUGAAAUAUGAGUUGACAUGGAGGAAAUUUUCUGUAGUAUUAGACUAUUGGUAUAGCUGCAUAGCUGUUGCUAUUAAGCUACUCGUUGAAGCCUUGAUCUACCCACAUUAUAUUCCCAGUUCCUACAUGUACUCAUUGCAGUAAGCAUGGAUGGACAGGACCCUGUGAGUGUGAAGUUCAGUGUAUCCACUUUUGAAGCAUGGCAACAGAGUCUGAAAUGCAAGCAAACUGCAUUAAAGACAGUCAUGCUGCUAGCUGCAAGGUUACCUAUAGUUCGGUGGCCUCUAUUGGCUCUGCCGGGAAAGGUUUGGAGUUCAUCUAAGCGCCUUCCAGCAUCUUUGCUCCCACCUUUAGGGCUUGUUCGGUUAUUCCCAAUACACAUGGAUUGGAUGGGAUUGGAAAAAAUUGUGAAGAAGUUUGACUUGUUUGGGAUUCAAACCCAUCCAAUCCCGCUCAAUCCACAUGGAUUGAGAGCUAACCGAACAAGCCCUUAGAUGGCGGGAUGUUUCUUGUAAUGCUGGCAAACUAUUAUGCUGCUUCUUGUAAAUCUUACUGGUUGCUGAUUCUACCAAGUGCUCCGGUUGACAUGUUGCCUGAGAGUAAAUGGUUGAUGACUCUAUUAAAUGCUUCGAUAUGCUGUUGUC
Zea mays is the source of this 3087-nucleotide messenger RNA. RefSeq lists its product as uncharacterized. Gene Ontology annotation, cellular component: peroxisome. Bases 187 to 1974 code for a protein of 595 amino acids. Gene Ontology annotation, molecular function: RNA nuclease activity. NCBI's taxonomy places the organism in Eukaryota, Viridiplantae, Streptophyta, Magnoliopsida, Poales, Poaceae. The record is from RefSeq and is a predicted model, not a curated record. Gene Ontology annotation, biological process: regulation of gene expression. The transcript is spliced from 3 exons.